Messenger RNA from Schizosaccharomyces cryophilus OY26, 528 nucleotides. RefSeq lists its product as uncharacterized. Lineage: Eukaryota; Fungi; Ascomycota; Schizosaccharomycetes; Schizosaccharomycetales; Schizosaccharomycetaceae. Gene Ontology annotation, cellular component: mitochondrion. Bases 1 to 528 code for a protein of 175 amino acids. The record is from RefSeq and is a predicted model, not a curated record. The transcript is spliced from 2 exons.
AUGAAGGUUAAUGCUCAUAAUUUAUUGUUUAAUUCGUCAAAAUGGAUAGGAAAGGGGACUCUCAAUUGCUCUUCAAGGCAUAUUCAUGAGGUGCCAUUGAUAAAGCCGAGCCUUAAGUUUUAUAAACAGCUACUUAAACAACCUCAACCAAGUUUAAAUGUGGAUACCGAUGCAAAUGUUUCAUUUUUACCUGCUGAAGAAGGCCCUGCUUCGUUGCGUACAUAUUCAAUUGGAAACGUUAGCCACGUGUAUAACGGCAUCCGAGUUCCUCCCAAACCAGAGGAACCAUUAAAUUGCUGUCAGAGUGGCUGUUCCAUUUGCGUCUGGGAUGUGUUUGCUGAUGACUUGGAGGAAUACAACCAAGCUCGGCGGAAGGCGAAACGAAGUUUUUUAGAAAAACAUUUGACUCUCCCCAAGGAACUGGAAAGUGUCUCAUUAGAGGAAAAAAGCUCGCUACAAGAAUUACCUCCUCAGUUACAGGCAUUUGUACUUUUAGAAAAACGUCUGCAACAACAGGGCAAUAAUUAA